Malassezia vespertilionis is the source of this 2226-nucleotide messenger RNA. RefSeq lists its product as uncharacterized. Bases 1 to 2226 code for a protein of 741 amino acids. The record is from RefSeq and is a predicted model, not a curated record. Lineage: Eukaryota; Fungi; Basidiomycota; Malasseziomycetes; Malasseziales; Malasseziaceae. The transcript has a single exon. Gene Ontology annotation, molecular function: hydrolase activity.
AUGAUUGUCAUAUACUUUUUCUCUGUCGUGUGUCUUGCGCUCGGCGCGGUCGCAAGCGCCGCGUCCAAGCCCAACGCAGGCACACCCGUCUACACUGGACCUGCGACGUUCCCCACGCAGGUGUUUCAGUCUAUGUACUACAUGCCGAAGAACAAGGAGCAGGAACCGCGUCCUGUUGUGACCCGACUGAACGGGGGUGUUUUUCCGGACAAGCUGAACAACCCAUGGCAGCUCCCGACGUCGCCGCCCAAGAGCGAGGACCUGAUGCCUCAAGCGGUGCCUGGCAGUGCGAACAUUGACAAACUCAUCGGGGAUCUGUACAGCCUUGCCGCCCAGCUCUUCCGCCCAAAUUCAGGCUCAAAGCCGCUUUGCAAUGUUUGCCGCACCGCUGCCGAAACAUUGCAGAAGCUCGCACACAUCGACCCCGAGAUCCUUCCCGGUAUCAUGGGCGUCCUUUGCGAUUCGUUUGGCAUUUUUGGCCUCCUUGAUAUUAAACAGGAGUGCAAACGUACGCUGGGAAAGGCUGUUUAUGGUGGGCCCAUUACCCAAAUGCUUUCUUACGCAAACGUGACGGGCAAUGCGCCGGACGCGACGCAAAUGUGCGCGCAGAUUCCCAUUCUGAACUUUUGCGAAUGGCCGUCGGAGAAGCUUUCUGACGACUUUUUGAACGAAUGGUUCCGCGGAAAGCGCCAUGCGUCAGCACAAGUCAAGAAGGCAUGGGAGACGAAGCGCGCCAAGGUGCAGUGGGACGCGAACAGCGAGGACUUGCUCCGCGUUUCCCAUGUUUCUGACCUGCACAUUGACGGUCGCUACAUGGUCGGCGCCGAAAGUCGGUGCACGUUUGGCGAGACGGUCGCGUGCUGCCGCUCGAACAGCUUCAACAACACCCUCUUCCAUGGCCAAUUUACACAUGGCCACCUGGACUUUAGCCAGAUCUCUAAACCCUCUAACUACUGGGGCAGUCUUCCGUGCGAUACCCCGUGGUCGCUUAUGGCAAACUCAAUGCAAGCGAUGCACAACCUGGGCGGGAAGAAUGGCUUUGAUCUUGCGCUGUUCACUGGCGAUCUUGUCGCACACGACGAUCUGUAUCGCUACUCGCACGACUGGACCGAGUACUCUGAACAGAGUUUGUAUGAUAUGAUGAAGUAUUACCUGGGCGAUACGCCAUUGUUGACGACGUUGGGCAACCACGACACCUCACCCGAGAACCAAAUGGCGCCCAAAGGCCUUCCCGACGAGGCCUCGAAAGCGUUUAGCUGGGACUUGGACUACGUUGCAGACCUCUGGUCUGCCCACAAGUGGCUCAACAACAAGGCCAAGAAUGAGGUGCGCAAGCACUAUGGUGCCUACUCCAUCUCUCCCCGUUCUGGCCUCCGCGUCAUUUCACUCAACACCGACUUUUGGUACGUGCCGAACGUGUACAACUACGUGAACACAGAAAACCCCGACAUGAGUGGCGUCCUUCGUUUCCUUACCGACGAGCUUUUCGCCGCAGAAGAGGCGGGCGAGCGUGUAUGGAUCAUUGGCCACGUUUUGACCGGCUGGAACGGCAAGGAGGCGCUCGACAAGCCGGGCAAUCUGUUUUAUCAAAUCGUGAGCCGUUUUGCCCCUCACACGAUUGCGCACAUUUUCUUUGGGCACACGCACGAGGACCAGUUCCAAAACUUUUACUACAACGACAAUGGCGAGUCUGGCACGGCGGACCGCCACGCUAAGCACGCUGUUGCGCAGGCAUUUAUUGCGCCGUCCAUUACGCCGUACACGAACCUCAACCCUGCCAUUCGCGUAUACAAAGUCGACCCGACCACCUACGAUGUGCUGGACUAUGACCAGUACUACACACAAAUGGACGACUUUGACGCGCUCGUUGACUCUAAUGCAAACCACGGGCCCGUCUGGCGCCACUUGUACAGCGCACGCGAGGCGUAUGGCAAUUUCUCGGGCUCAGUCACGAGCGGAAAGUAUGACGCUGGCGUCGCGCUCAACGGCACCAAGUGGCCAACAAAUGCGCCGCUCAACGGCUCGUUCUGGGCUGCACUUACGGACGAGAUGGAGCACACACCGAGCCUGGUGACGUUGUUCUCCGACUACCAGAGCCGCCUUUCUCCCACCGCGUCCCGUUGCACGAGCGCAGAAUGCCAAAAGGCCAAUAUCUGUUUUAUGCGAUCUGGUUCGCCUGUACAAGGCCGUCGCUGCGGUGGCAAGUACGACACGGUAAGCCGAUGA